This is a messenger RNA of Porites evermanni, 1133 nucleotides long. The record is from the annotation of a GenBank genome assembly. Lineage: Eukaryota; Metazoa; Cnidaria; Anthozoa; Scleractinia; Poritidae.
AUGUUUAACGUCUUAAAAAGAGAAUGCACUAGCGCCAAAGAUCUGGGAAAAGGCAGAAUGCGACAAGAUGCAGAGGAUGGAGUUAAGCUGGAUGCGCAGUUUACGAAAUACAAGGUCUUCUGAUGUACGUCUGACUUAGUUGUAGUUACCACUGGGGAUGUGGCAAGUAACGCCAUUAAACAAGAUCUACUUGGCGUUGAGGAAAUUGGUAAGAAAGUCAUCAAAGAGUUCGUUGAAACCAGACUCAUCAAGAAAGAAAUAAAGUUCUUUGACACUCAAAAGCAACAGAGGGUGAAAACCUUUGAGACACUUUACACUGUACCAGUGUCAGCUGAUAAGAGCAAGACCAAGGGUGAGAAGGGUGAUAGUAGCCUUGGAAUCCGGUCGUGAUGUAGAUGUGAAUACGUUGCUUCAAAGCGAGCUGGCUACAGUCCCAAAGUCACUUGCUACCCUAGACGGAAGUCUCCCAGAAGCAGGGAAGUCGGAUCUUGGUACCAUUUUACAAGGAAAUGUCUGUAAGAGGAAAAUGCCCAUCAGCAGGAGUCAAACAUGUACUAUUAUUGAUGGAAUGGCAGCUAUUCAGUCCCUCGCCAACUCUUCAGGAGCAAAACCCUUUGGGGAGUGGAGUGGCCGAUUUCUUUGUCAUGUCACUUCCCAUUUUUCGGACAGUUGUACAAGGGUUGACGUGCUAUUUGACAGAUAUGUCAAGAACUCGAUAAAAAGAAGAACCAGAGACAAGCGCGAGGAGAAAAAGAGCACAGGGAUUAGGCGCAAUGUGGAUAACACUCGGAGAUUAGAGAAUUGGAAACUGGGAAAGGUUCAUCAUUCUAGAAGAUAACAAGGCUAGCCUAGCUCAUUUCCUCUCGACUGAAAUCUCGGAGAGUUACAGCGCGCCUCCUGGGCGAGAGCUGGUGAUCAGUGGAGGCUUCAAGGAUACACUGAGGGUGUGGUCAUCUGACACAUCACGACAAGAUAUAAGACAGCUCGCAUCAGAUCAUGAGGAGGCAGAUACUAGAAUAGUACUGCAUGCCCGAGACGCAGCAGCAAGAGGGUACAAGCAAGUCAACAUUUUGUGUCGUGAUACGGACGUACUUGUCCUCCUUUUGGCACAUCGAGAGCGGCUUUGUCCAUAG